GUGAGCGUAGAAUUGGAAAGGCCACUCAAAGUCAUAAACCAUUUCAGACCUCCCAAAUUCAAACCUUCAUGUGCAAGUUGAUGAGAGCUCAUGGCUUUAAUAUUUGAAAUCAACUGUUACAGGUAACCCGAAGGAGGAAAAGGGUUGAGGAGUGCUUUUGUCAUCAUCUCUGAGUCCGUCUCUAACUGAAAGUCUACAAAACCGUUCAUAGCACACCAGUACAGAGCAACGAACACAGCUUGGAGCUGUGUUCAUAGCAUGAAGUAUUGAUUUUACAGACAUAGGGAAGGAGAGAGUAGCAAUCAUGUUACCAUCCGCAUCUCGGAGAACCGCCCCACCUGCGCUCCUGCCGGCAAUGAAAGCGGCAUCCACAUUCAUCCAAAGCCUAUAUGGAUGGAUUUGCUUCCAUAUAAGUAUCCUAACUUUGGAUUUUUUAAGGAUUUGGGGAUAGUACCGUCUUGAACCAAAUCAUCAUUAUUGAAUUUUAUUUUUUCCUAUCAAGCUCAGACACAAUUGCUGAGUAUAGCUUUUAAUAUUAUGAAUGAAUUUUCCAGCAUCAAAUUAACCCUCAUCCCAAAUCACUUCAUUGUAAUUCUUCCAGAUAAACCAAGUGAUGAUGCCUGAUAGAACAUUUUUUAAGGUUCCUUCCAGAGUAGAUUCCUUGGUCGCCAACCACCAACAAAAGAACAUUUGUCUAAGCUCAGUAUUGUCUGUUCUCUAAAUUUGCAGUAUUCCCAUUAAGUAAUCCCAUAUGCUUUUCACCUUUGGACAAUAAUAGAGACAAUGAGAUCGAUUGAGAUUGUUCCGCUUGAAGACAAAAAGGGAAUCUGGAUACCAUUUGAAUUGAGAAUCUUCUCAAUGCUUCAGGGAAAGGAAGAUAGUGAUUAAGAACCUUCCAAAGAAAUAUCUUGAUAUUAAGUUGUUUCUUUGGAUGCCAAGCUUGCUUGAAUGAAAAAAGUUUAGUUGAUGUCUCCCUUACUUGUUCAUAUGCAGAUGCAAGUGUAAAUCUGCCACAGGGAUCAUGUUUCCAGAAGGGUUUUUUGUUGUCAUCUAUAGAGGUGUUGAGCUUGGAUUCAAAGUGAUCUAUUAGAUGUGAACAAUGACUUGCUCGAGUUAUACCCCGAUGAAUUUGAAUGCCUGAGUUCUUGAAAGGUAAGUUAGAAGACUUCAUACCAAGAUGUUUUCCAUAAUUUUAAUUCUUCCAGGACGAGUCUUAUUGGGUAUAGUGAAAUUUCUCUUUUUUAAACUGACCAUAUGAAUGAAGAUAAUCAACAAGAGUCCUCAAAGAUUUGGAUCCUCCAUUCAGAAAAAUUAAGAGAUCAUCAGCAAAAGCCAGGUGCGUAAUAGUAGGAACAUUUCUGGCAACAUAAUAGGCUCCAAUUUUAUGUUGAUUAACCAGAAAAUUAAUUCCCCUCGAAAAGCUUUAUGAAACAAGAAUGAAUAAGAACGGAGGUAGUGGAUCCCCUUGCUUUACCCUUCUCGUUGGUUGAAAGAAAUCAUAGAGAUGUCCAUUGACAGAGAUAGAAAGAUGAGUCUCUUUCAAAUUUGUCAAAAUAAGAUUAGAGAUUGAGUUGCUGAAACCAAAACUUUGAAGGAUGAUCUUAAGAAAAUCCCGGGAAAUCAUGUCGAAUGCCUUAGUCAUAUCCAACUUAAUAGCUAGAUUACUCCCUCUGAUUUUUUAUCUAGGCCAUGUAUAAGCUCUUCAGCAAGCAAAAUAUGUUGAUGCAUAUCUUUUCCUUGCAAGAAGCCUAUUUGCUCUGGGGAAACCAAAUUAUCCAUGAUUGAUUGCAUACAGCUAGUAAGAAUUCUAAUGCAAACUUUAUUAAUAAAGUUGGAUAGACAAAUGGGUCUAAAUUGACUAAAGGCAUGUAAGGGCUAAAGUCAUAGGAUGACCCAAGAAAAAAUAUUUAAUAGCCCCACAAACAUCAGGGCCAACAAUAUCCUAACAAGUUGAAAAACAAAUUACUACGAAAACCAUCACGGCCUGGAGAGCUAUCCUUGUUAAGAUGCCAAACUGUUUCUUUGAUUUCACUUUCUUCAGGAAUUUUGGAUAACAAAUCAUUAUCCGAUUCUGUAACCAAAAUAGGAAUAAAGGCUUUCAUGUAAUAUAUUGCCUCUUGAUCAAGGUUUUUAAUAUCGCGAUUUGAAUCAUAAAAUCGUACGAUUUUACGAUUCAAAAUCGCCCAACCAAUUCAAAUCGCAUGCAACAUCGAAUUUUGACAAAAUCAGACUAAAUCGUAAAAAAAUCGAUUAAAACCGUUCAAAAUCGUGAUUUUAAUACGAUUUACGAUUUCAAUGCAAGACCUACUAAAUCAGGCCCAGUGCAAGCCCCAACCCCAGCCCAAGGCUUAAACUAACGUCCAGGGCUAAUCAUAGACUGUGUUGCUGUUGGCUGCUAAAAUAUGACUAGAAGAUCGGGAUUUAUAAUUGUACUGAAAGGAGCAAAUUCUUACUUCUUCCAGUUUGGGACAACAACCCAAUUGAGAAUACUUCGAAAGUAAAACUAAAAUGUGUGGCUAAAAUGCGUGGCUACAGGGAAUUAGACCCACAUGUUAUCCACUCACCUGCAACACACGUUGUUAUCUAUGUAAGUAUAAACGUGUAUGCGUAGUAUUAUAAAUUACAGCUUAUAAAUAUACAUUUGCUAACUGAUUACUGAUUAUGAGCUUCUAUUAACACAAAAUUAUAAAAUUAAAACUUAUAUUUAACUUAAUAAUUUUAAAUUGUGGUUUUCAAUAUAACUAAUAUUUUAAAUAUUUUUUAUUUCUUAUUUUUAUAAAAUCUUACGAUUUACGAUUCGAAUUUUAAACCUCUAUACCAAUUCGAUCCAAAAAUACGACUUUAACAACCUUGCUCUUGAUAUGUUUGUUAUGCUUGGUACAGUGUUUUAUAAUAAUCCACUGCAGAAUAUUACUCUAUCAAUACAAAAGUCAGAGAAAAUAUGAGCGUGCAGCUGCCGAGCUCACUAGUGAGGCGACUAGUGCAAUGAAAAUUAGACGUGAACUACAAGACACAUAAGAUACCCCGAAGAUAUAACACAUAUCAUUCGAAUUGAUUGUCAAAGCGAUUGAAAAGAUUGUCACUAUCACAAGUGAUGUGUUCACUUGAUCCCAAAUCAUUUAUCUAGGUGUGAGCUGGGAUCGGAUGAAAAGAAAACUAGACAAGAGAAGAAAAAAUAUUUAAAGUUAGAGAAUUAAUAUUUUGACUUUUAGAAUUUUGCUCUGAUACAAUGUUAAAAUUAAAUAUAGUGAACAUUUAAAUAAGGAAAAAUAAUAGAAGCAUGGAGAUUUAAAGCUCCGUGAUUUGGGAAUACAAGAACUUGAGUUCUUUCAAUCAUAGAAGACUAAUAUUGAUGGUUAGGUAAGUACCAUAUAGUUGUAGCCAAGUGAUUUCAAUGUUUUGUACUUGUUUAUUACAUAAUAUUUUUCUUGGCAUAGCUGCCAAAUUACAUUUCUAAACAAAAAUAUUUUUCAAGCAUACAUUCGGAAGUUGCGGGUAAAAUUAAUUAAUUAAUUGUAACACGGUCAAAGGGACGAUAAAUGUUACACGAAAUCAUUAUGAUAUAUGUAUGUAACCAUUAAUUAAUCAACUAGUCCAUUACAUGGGAACUUGCAUAAUUAGAAAAAGGGGCACUUUGUUAUUAGAAUUCAAAUUAACAGCUUCAACCACAUAAGCUUUUAGUAUAAUUCUGCCUCCUCAGUUACUUGUUGCAGCUUUAACCACAGAAGCUUUGAGUAUAAUUCUACCUCCUUAGUUACUUGUUGACUGGGAAUUUUCAACAUCCGCCUGACAUUCCACAGAAGCAAAAUCAUCUAAAAAAAUUGCAGGUUUCCUUUCUGACAUAGCCGAUAGUGCAGUCCAAUUAUGAACUUUGAAAACAUAGCCAUGAUGAUGCAUUCAAUAUGCACUUCCAUACUGUAACUUUUACAUAGCCUACUCUUGUAACGCCAUAGAUGGCAAACCAGGUUGCAUAAAAAGCGAACGAUACUCACGUUCGUUUAGAUUAAUGAUUUUGUAUCAUACACAUAUGGUGUCCUAUCAUCGUUCUUCUUAAACUCAAAAAAUAGUGAACAUAAGGGAUGAAUAUUAUCAUAAGUGAGGGAGCACUAUUUCAAAUAUAUAUAGGCAUAGUUGAAUGGAGAAGCUACUCUAAUUGGUAUGCUACAAAUGCUUAGAUAGAAGAAAUAGAAAUAAAUGACUUUGUGGCAGUCAUCAAAUGUCAAAUGAAAGUGAGAACGAGUCUCUUUUGGUAAGUAGCAAAAGUAUUCAGAUUAGUUGACACAUUGUAAUAUCAGUGUAAUAUAAGUCCAUGUCUACGGUUUUCUUUUAGUAAGGAUGAAAAAUACAAGCCUGUUAUUUAAUGUUUUUCAUCUCAUAAUAUCUUUACUUUAAUUUUUUCAUGAUAUCAGAGCUAAAACAGUGCAAAAUAAAAUUUCUUAAGUGAUACUUUAUUCUUGUUAGCUACAUUGUGGUUAUUGAUGAUGAAGUCAUUCAUGUUAGUUAAUAAAAUAAUAAUGUUGUAAUAGAUUUCAUGUCUGUGUAGCAUCAUUUUAUCAUUUUUCUCUAACCAAUCCUAGUGUAGCACCAACGUAAUAAAAGCCGAUGCAAAUGCUUUCAUCUCGUAUGUAUAAGAACCACAACAUUGCCAUUAAUGUUUGUCAUAUUAUUAUCUCUGCAACUUAGUUUAAUCAUUGUAUCAGAGGCAAAAGUACGAAAGCAGAAUUUCUUGAGUGAUGCUUAUUUUUUCUAGCUAGGUUAUGGCUAUUGAUGAUGAAGACGAUCAUGUUGGUCAAGAAUCUAUCAAUGUGGUAGUUGACUUCAUGUCACCUUACUAUAUUUAACCCGAAAUAAGUUCGUAUAUGUUUAUGUUUCCCCACUUCUCCGUGAUGGAACCUAUGGGACUGACUCAAUAAAAUGAUUAACGCAUGCAGUGCUAAAAUUAGAUUUGGUUUCUUCAAUGGCGACAUUCCAAUGGCCAACUCAAGUCCAUUAUAUCUUCGAUUUUGUGAGAUAUAUAAUUCCACCACCAAUCCUUAUCCUUUCUUAAUCUUCUGAGAUUUGUUUUAUCGCCAAGUCAAAAUUCCUCGGACACUCGAUUAAUCAAUAUCAACCCCCCCCCCCCCCUAACCAAUGUUCUAAAAGGCAACAAAAGGUGCCACAAAGGCGGUCCUAGGAGUCGGGCGCAAACUAAACGCCUCCCAUACUUGCUAGGCUCUAAGUCCUUUUUUUUAGAAAAUCAUUUUAAGGCUCUAAUUUUCGAGAAAAAGAAGGCGAUGUCUCAAUGGUUUAGAGAGAAAUGGGGUGCUCUUAUAGAUAUUGGUUAUGGAGUAUUCUCUCUAGUAUUUAAUGUGGGAAAAUGAACGGGAAAGUUGUGUGUCCAAGUGAGCUUUAAGUCUAACUCUAAUAAUUCAACUAUGUGUUUUAUUAUUUAAUUUUUUAUACUAAUUUAUGCCCAUAUUAACUUAGAGGGAAAUGGGGUGUUAAUUAAUAUUGUUGUUGUUGUUAUAUUAUUAUGCUACUUUGUUUCAUUUUAUUUUUGUAUUAUUAUUAUCUUUAUCAUCAUCGUUAUUAAGUUUACAAAUACUAAUAUGUUAUUAUUUAAUUACUUCUUUAAUUCUAGUUUUUGUGUAGUAUAUAAAUUUAUAUUUGUUAUAAAAAGAUUUAUAUGAAUCAACCUGAGGGCUUUGUGGAUCGGAAGAGGAGUGACCAUGUGUCACUCCUUAGGAAGGCCCUAUAUGGCCUGAACCAAUCCUCUAAAUAGUGGAAUAUUAGAUUUGACAAGUGUAUGCAGUCUCUGAAGUUUGUGAAAUCUGUAUGUCAUAAUUCUCUUUAUUUUUAAGGAUACGUCCAUGAUCUAGUGUUCUUACUAAUCGAUGUGGAUGACAUGUUGACCAUUUUGUCUUAAAUCUAUUCAUUAUGUGGAUGAAGUGUCUAUGUGAUAAUUUUGCUAUGAAAGAUCUUGGUGAUGCCAAGAGGAUCCUUGGUAUUAACAUUGUUAGGGACAUGAGUAAGCACACUCCUGUGUUAAAUCGGAUUUCAUAUGUGGAGAAGGUUUUGAGUAAGUUUAACAUGUUAUUUACCGCACAUGUGAAUGUUCCUUUUGCCUCUCAUUUUGUGUUAUGUAAGGAUCAGUCUCCAAAGACUGCUUCUGAAAUUGAGAAUAUAAAGUAUGUUCCCUAUUCAAAUGAUAUUGGUGUUGUGAUGUAUCUGCUGGUUAAUUUUAGACCUGAUAUAGCCUAUUGUUAGCUGUUUGAGUAGAUUAUGUCUAAUCUUGGUGUGCCUCAUUGUAAUGCUUUUAAAUGACUCUUUAGAUAUUUGAAGUUUUCGGUUAAUCAUGGUUUUAUUUUUCCUAAGUGUCCUGAUGGUGUGAAACUGAGUGGAUAUGUUGAUUCUAAGUAUGCUCAUGAUAUAUAUAAUAGAAAAUCUACUACUUCCUAUGUGUUCACUUUAUGUGAUUUUUGUAUUAGAUGGAAAUCUCAGUUACAACUUAUUACUAAAUAUGAGCAUGUUGCAGCUACAAAAGCCUUCAAAGAAGCCAUAUGGCUUAGAUGUCUUGUUUAUGAAAUUGAGUUUCUUAAACAGGAUGUAAUUGUGUUCUCGAGUAGCUAGUCUACUAUUCAACUUUGUAAAAAUCUUGUUUUGCAUUAUAGGACCAAACACAUACAUGUGAGGUUCCACUUUAUUCGUGAUAUUUUGGAUUCAGGUAAUGUGAAGUUGUGCAAGAUACCAUCAAAGUUCAACCCUGUAGAUAUGAGAAUGAAGUGGUCAUGUAACACUUGAGAUAUAUUACUUUAAAGGGAUUAAUAAUACUACUCAUACAAACAAGGUGCAUCUCCUUUUAAGGUAGCUCAUCAGCUAAGAACUCCGAAGUUAAAUGUGCUUGCACGAGAGUAGUUUUGGGAUGGGUGAACGUCUGGGAAGUUUCUCAGGGCACGCACGAGUGAGAACAAAGUGCACGAAAAAAACUAGUGGCGAUUUGUGAGGACGGUACUAGAGGUCUUGAGAGUACUUGUGAGUAACUACCUCAAGCCCUGCGGGGCGGGGUGUUACAGAUUAUCUGCUGAAAAGUUGUUAUCUUGUAAAUGAAUUUUGAAUUUGGACUGUAGUUGAUUCAGCUUGCAGGUUUAGGUGUUUGUGGUGUUGGUUCUCUAUUUGCUUUAUGUUUACAAGAACUCACACCUUGUUCUCGGAGAUUACCUGGG
This is a messenger RNA of Cuscuta europaea, 7202 nucleotides long. Lineage: Eukaryota; Viridiplantae; Streptophyta; Magnoliopsida; Solanales; Convolvulaceae. The record is from the annotation of a GenBank genome assembly.